Mya arenaria is the source of this 6260-nucleotide messenger RNA. RefSeq names its product dentin sialophosphoprotein-like. The transcript has 8 exons. The coding region runs from base 78 to 5144 and encodes 1688 amino acids. NCBI's taxonomy places the organism in Eukaryota, Metazoa, Mollusca, Bivalvia, Myida, Myidae. The record is from RefSeq and is a predicted model, not a curated record. Gene Ontology annotation, cellular component: plasma membrane. Gene Ontology annotation, biological process: phosphatidylserine exposure on apoptotic cell surface; apoptotic process involved in development; engulfment of apoptotic cell.
UUUUCAAACCAUAACAUUACCAUUAUGUACCAAAUUUAGACUUAUUUUAUGUUUUUAUUCGACGAUGACUUGUAAAUAUGGCCCAUUUUAAUAACUACGAUAGAGCUUUAGUUAUUUUCUCCCUCCUCUCAUACCUCACAGACAUCGCCACAGACAUUGCCUUGAUUGUGUACUUCCUGUCGUUGGGACAUGCAGUAUGGGGAGCCCUGACACUGAGCUUUGUGGCGCUGUCUGCCAUAUUGAUGCAGGUUUUCAGUUUCCAUUGGCAUGUAACAGACCGCACGCUGACAUGGAGAACAUUUGUGGUGCACAUCCUAUUCUUGGCUCCAACACACAGGUACAUUGCUGUAUAUCGUCGAGGCAUGAAGUCUCGGAAGACGGGGAGAAUGGAAGACCUGGAGGCUGCAUACAGAGGGUUGAAUGAUAUCAGCAUUCUGCGCCUCUUUGAGACGUUUCUUGAGUCUGCCCCUCAACUCAUUCUCCAACUUUACAUUGUUCUUUCUGACCUAGACAACUAUAACACCCUCCUUGGCUUUUCCCUGUUCUUCUCCCUGACGUCUGUUGCCUGGGCGAUGACCUCAUACAUGGACGCCCUCCAUCUAGCUUACCAAAAGCUGUACAAGCGUAGCUGGAUGGCCAUGUUCAUGCACGUGUUAUGGCAGUCAGGGAUGGUCACAGCCAGAGUUGUGUCCAUUGUCCUCUUCACUACUGUCUUCCAAGCCUACGUGGCCAUUCCAUUGGCUGUCCAUUUUGUCAUUAUGAUGGUCUGGAUAACCAGGCUGAACCCUGAGUUUGGCACAACAAAAUGCGAGCGCCGCCUCUUCACAGUGAUUUCCUCAGUUAUCCACAUUUUCUGCUUCCUGAACUUGAAGGACGGCAUGGCUCGCUAUCGCAUGGCUUUCUUCUACAUCCUCGUACUGGUGGAGACGGCCAUGUACAUGACUGUCUGGUACAUGUGUAAGACAUUUGUGGGGCCCAUCUGGUUUGAUGUGACUGCAUUCUCUGUGGUGUUUGGCAGCUUCGCUUUUGGCACCCUGUGUAUGCUGCUGUACUAUGGAUGUUGUCACAGCAGUGGGCCGGCCCCACUCAGGAAGAAGCCCCAGGAGUUCCUCAAGCCUGCACACCACAGCUACAGGCCCACAGGGAUACACACACCUUCAUACGCACCCAGAAAGGAACAGGAGCCAGAGAAGCAGCAGUUUACCAAACCAGUACGACAGCCAAUAUUUGACGUAUCCACCACAUCUGCUCGCAUCAACCAGUGGCUUAGUGCGUCCCUGGACCUGAGUAAGGAGGGGCUUACCGACAACCCGGACCGCAUGCUUGACCCCGCCAUCCGAACACGUAACCAUGGUGACUGGGUUGCGGGUGCAGAUGGACUGUCACUCACUGGUAGUGGGGCUAAUGGCUCUGCUGGGAGAUCUUUGCUAGAUGGUUCGAGGAACAUGUCUGGGCUGCAGGUGAGCAGUACAGGUGACCAGUCGCAUCUAGGUCGCUCUGCCUUGGCCACAAGUCUACAGGAGAGGUCCCAGCACUCUAUCCCUGACCAAAACCUCAUUGAGAUGUUCUCACAGAUCAGACAUGACCCAUCUUUUGUCUCCAAUACCUCUAUGAGUGACUCAUUCUUUGAUCAAACACGAAGACAGAGUGGAGGCAAAGACGCACUAUCACCACAGCAAAACUCAAGUGGGUGGUGUACAAAUGAGCAGCAAAACUUGUUAAGUGAGAUCUCAAUACCGAAAGGGAGACAAUCAAGAGUGUCCAACAAUUCUGACUUGUCCUUGAAGCAUGAACGAUCUCCUUAUUCCCCACAGAACAGACUGUAUCAGUAUGACCAGCAUAACUCCCUGAAUGAACUACCAUACUCCAAGGACAGACAUUCCAGGCCCUCAAAUGAUUCAUCUAGGUCUACCACAUAUGAACAAUCGCCAUUGAAUUCUGGCUAUCAAAAUAAUUAUAUUUCACCAAAAUACAGCAGUCUGCCAGUAUUCUAUGGACAAGAACAGGUAAACCCUUCUACAGAAAUGCCUUAUCUGAAAGGAAGGCACUCGAGACUGUCAAAUGAUUCAGCAAGGUCUGCUGGCUUUAAUGAUUCCUUGAAUGGAAAUGUCAGCACUGAUCGACUGAACCCAGUGAAUAUUUCACCUUUAGACCCCAGCAAGCUGUGGGAGGAAUCACAAAACAGACUGGCUGUCACACCUAAACUGAGGGAUUACAUGAACAUGCCUAGUGCUGAUUCAGAUACACAACUAAAUAGAUCUGAUGAAAGAAAAGCUGUUGUGACAGUAACACCAGAUGAAUGCAGGGGGAUCACCCAUUUAUCAUUGUCUUAUAGUGACUUGAACUCAGCUGACAAUACUAUGAACAAACAAAACAGUUCGAGUUGUGAAAACAGCAGACAUGUUCCAAAUAGCUCUUACUACAAUAAAUAUGGUGUGAGCAAAUCCAUUGAGUCUAUAAAUGAGAGUAAGAACAUGGGUGACUCACAGCUGUUGUCAUUCUCUGAUACCUCCCUGCCUCUCCCGGAUAGUUCUUCAGGAUCACGACAUCGCCUGUCAGACCCCCAGCCAGAUAUAGUCCAGAGUGUGUCUGGAAUGGGCAAUAAGUCGGGGCACGGAGCAGACAGACAUAGGGGUCAUCACAAUAAAAAUUCGCCUGGAGACAGUGGUCGGAUGCUAUCCACUGGAAGCCUAAGUAGCAGGGAGUGCUCAUCAUACCUGUCUGAUAGAGGUAUUUCAUCAUCAGAUAAAGGUCUGUCCUCCUCCAACCAGACAAGUGACAACUCAGCCCUGAGGUCAAGAUCUAGCGGAUUCCAGAGUGAUGAUUCAAACUUCAGUAUGGCUAGCCCAUCCUGCUUGAAUUUCUGUGCUCAGAAUCAGUUUCAGUCUACCCCACUAGUAGAAAAUGAAAUAACAUCCAUUACCUCUACUCCAAGUGAGCUACCAGUCACAAGAAAGAAAAGGAGCUUAGACAAUGAAGUAUUUGAGCCAUCCUUCAGUUCACAAUCUGAUAAUCCAUAUAGAUCUGAAGCCAAAAAGAGACAAUUCAUGAAUAACCCUACAGGUGCUCUGUUUUUCUCAGAGUCUAAUGAGCAGAUGGAUUCUCCAAGCCUGCCUCCACUAAGAGUGUCCAGACGGUCGUCAUCAGCAGAGUCUGGGUCAUCAGGGAGGUUUUUUAAAGAUCCAACACUGGAUGAUGAUGAUAUUAGUCAGUCCCAGGCAAGAUCAGAUCAAGAUUUAUCCAAAUAUCCUAACUUGUCAUCAGCAUCAUUGAGGCAGAGAGGUAGCAGCAGCACAUUCAUGGAAAAGUCCAGUCUGUCUGCUCUGUUGUCUGACAUGUCCAACAGCAGAUCUGGAGGGAUGCAGUCAUCGGAGGAGACUCUGUCACUGUCCUCUGACCCUGACUCGCUGAAAAGAAACUCCCGAAUAAAGCAGGGUGAUAGUCCAAUGAAAAAGGCUGCCAGCUUGCCCUACCUAGAUUGUAACAAUGAGAUUGGUGAACUACGAAGUGAUUUAAUAGGGAGUUAUGCUAGCCUGCCCUACAGAAAGCAAGUUUCUGAUUACUUGUGUAAAGAUGAUAGUGAGAAAAAUAGGCUUCAAGAGCUUUAUUCUGAAUACUCUGAAGCAAAUACUUCCACUCCAGUGGCAGUGACCAGUGAUAAGGGAGCAAGAAACAAUGGUGUACCUAACUACGUUAAUAUUGACACUCUUAAUAUUGGUAAAGUGAAAAACAGCUGUGAUUCUCCAUUCAGACUUGGUACAAAUGUGGAAAAAUUCAGCAGAGAGAGGUGGCGGACCAGCUUGGAUGAGGAAAUGAGAGACCAGUUGGAGAAGGACAUGGAGAGACUGGCUCCUAAGAAAUUACAUCAGAUUAGAGCCAAGAGCGAAGUUCCCCGCAAAAAGAUCUCCCCUGUCAAUAUCACCGAAUAUGCAGAAUCUCCUUAUAAAUUUAGAAACCAACCUAAAUCCAGUGCUGUGUAUGAGAACAUAAAAUCUGUGAGCAGAGACAGUCUAACAGAAAGUGUGAGUUCUGCAAACACAUCAGUGCAUCCUGACUAUGAAAAUCUGUUUGUUCAGAGUGCAUUUCUGGCUAAAUGCCCUAUUGCCACUCCAGAAAGCCUGUCUGAUUCACUGUAUGGUGAAGAACCUAUUGAACAUACUACUAUUUCAGACUAUGGCAAGAAAAAACGAACAUUAUCUGGUGUACCUGAAAGGCAGGAGGAGGUACAUAAUGAAUCACUGAGUGAUGAAAGUGUUAGGUCUAUAGAACUAGGGAGAAAUAAAUCUCCAAUCAACAUAUCUGGAGUGAAUAGUGCUUUCAGGCAAGUCAAAAGAAGUCCAGAGCCAGGCAACACUAGUCCAGGGACAGCCACCACUAAUGCUACAUACGUAAUGCCUAAUGACAGUGUAAACAGUACUGGGGAAUGGUCGUUGAAUAACAGAACAGCAGAUAACCAGUUUGCAGUGCCAACCAGUAUACCCAGGCGACGUUCCAAUGUGUCACAUAUCUCACAAGGCUCAACAAUAUCUGAUACUGCAUCUUCAUCAUUCCAGUGGACAAUGGACUCAGAUGUGACAUCUGCCACUGGCAUGCUAGAAACCACUAAUCAGACUCCCAGGAAUUUCCUCAAGAUGGCUGGUAAGAAUGCGCUCAGCUUCUCCAUGUCAAGUUAUCCUAGGGAUGACAGCGUUAGCCAGUGUUCAUCCCAGCAUUCCUACUCGGACUCCAUACCCUGGGAAGACUCAGCCAACAAGUCAAGUUCUUUUCAAGCUCCCGAUAAUUUGAGAUCUACUUCCAGACAACCCUUGAAAGCACUAGAGAACACUCCAGUUUUUUCACCCAUAUAUGGGCAAGACAAGGGAAUCAGCUUGGAGAUGCUGAGUCGUAAGAGGUUUAUGAGCACACCAAAGUUGUCCACAGGUUCAGAAAUGAGUGUGUCGAGGAUGUCUGAUGAGUCUGGGUCCAUGGUAGGAACCAGAACCCCGCACAGGCGGCGCAGUUCAGGGAUAAACAAGCGCACCUUCGCUGACAACACAAGUACGUGGAGCUCACAAAGUGAGGGAGAUCUGGAAAACAUGGUACCCAGCCGGGAGACCUCUGUACAUGAUCAGAGUCACGGCCUGAACAAAACAACUUAUAUUUAAACUUUGUACUGGAUUUUGGUUUUAUUCAGUUUUAGACGAGUGUUGUUAGAUCUGACAUUUAGAUUGGCCAAGUUUUAUGAACUAUCUUUGGCUUACUUAAGUUAGCAUAGUUAUUCAUAAUAUCAAAUUGCAAACAUUACAGUGAAUUCUAGUAUAUUAAUAUAUAGUGAAUAUUAGUAGAUUGACAUGCAUGAUGUUGAUGUUAUGAUAUUGUCAUUAGAAUGUGGCGUAUUUUGGUAUUGUAUCUUUAAUUCAACACAUCUCGAGUUCUGACGAUAUGAUUUUCAAUUACUUAAAAGCCUAUAAUUAUGAUGUAUAAAUAAAAAUUCAAAGCAUUUUUUUCCCUGAUGUAUACCUUUGAUAUGAUAAAACAUUGUAAAAGUAAGUUGUUUUUUAUUCCACAUUUCAGUUCAUCAUAAUUUUAGACUGUGGUAUAUUUUAUUUAGGAUUUUAAUUGUCAUUUCAAGAAAAAGUCAUUAGUAUUUUGUUACAUUCAAUUCUAGAAAUGAACUACACAGCUAUGUACAAUAUCUCCACACCUUGCCUAUCUAUACACCUGUUGGUCACAUUUAUCUUUUUUAUGGUUUGAUAUUCUAUAAAUCCUAUCCUCUCAGUUUUAUGGUUUUACAUUUUACCGUCCUCGAUUUGUAGUUUAUAAGUUUGUAAAUAUAAAUGGUUAGGGAGUGUCUUGAUGUUACUAUUAGUUAUUGUUUAAAUUACAACCUUAUCCAUUAGCAAAAUAUGUAGGAAGAUGUGUUUUUUUCUAACAUGUAUAAUUGAUGGAAACCAGAUUGAGUAAUAGUUAAAUGGAAGUAUUAUUUACAUUUUGUAUUCCCUUACUUUGUAUCCUUCAAGUUUUAGUCCCAUUCCUUUCAUGUUGUAUAUCAUUACUGUUUAUAAAUAUACUUCUUGCUCCGAUAUUAGUCUUUUUUAUAUAAAUUCACUCAUUCCUUUCAUCAAUUGUAAGAUUUAAAAUAUUUAAAGGUUUUGUAAACUUAUCUAUAUGGUUAUGUAUUAUUAUGCUUGUAGGUCAAGUACGGUAUGUACAUUAGUUUUGUAAACAUUUUUUUCUUCUACCACUGGUGUGUUCAUCAAUAAACUGUGUACACUUUGCAA